Molecule: messenger RNA, 921 nt
Organism: Anopheles arabiensis
Lineage: Eukaryota; Metazoa; Arthropoda; Insecta; Diptera; Culicidae
Exons: 2
Coding region: 432-845 (137 amino acids)
Source: RefSeq, a predicted model, not a curated record
GGCAAACAGUGCGCGUUGGCGAAAUCGUCGCGCACUGGCCUAGGCUAGCGAAAGAUCAGUUCAGUCUUUAGACGUGGCUGCUACUGAUCAGAUCAAAGUUCUUCUCAAAUCAACGCAGAUCAAUUUCAUUUACAUAUAAAUUAUAGUGUUUUAAACGUGUUGCGGUCCGCCUCAUUCAAUCAAUUUGCUGCCUGUGCUUUGUUAAGAGUUCCUUAGCUUCGCUGUCACGUCAGAUUGGCGAGUAUCCCUAUACGUUCGAGAAAUUUGGGUGAAUUGCUUGUAGCCGGUUCGUUGGUUGCAGCAAACAAUAGUGUCUUAAAAGAUCUCCUCUUCAGCCUUCUACAACCUUUCUGAAACCUUUCUAUCGAUCGUUUUGUGUUUGUUUGUUUCGUAAAUUGACUUGACUCGUGAGCAGCUGUGCAACAACCAUCAUGACUCAAAGUCCUGCCAUCAUUUGCGAUGCAUGCCAAAAACCUUCGGAUUAUAACACUUCAAUAGUGUAUCAUUGCGGCCAUUUAAUCCACUACAAAUGCCUUGUACUGGACAAACGUUGCCCGUUCUGUCUCGACGAGAUCUUUUUGAGCAGUGCGACGUAUGAGGACGCGAGUGCGUACGCGGUCUGGGAUGCGGAGUGUCCCGGUGCACAGCUAUCCUUAGUGCGGAAAGAAAUGCACGCGUUGAAGCUGUACCAGAUGGAGCUGAUCGGAAUAAUGAGGAAAUUAAUCGAGAACUUAGAUUUCUUGUUGGCAGUAGCAGCGGCAAAGGAGCUGGCAGCUACAGAUGAGCUUUACAAGAAGUAUAAGCUGCUUGAAGCUGAGCUGAUGGCUGCUGCUCCGAAGCCGUAACCAAUGGCAUUAUUUUUGUAAGUGCACAAGCGUACACAAGUGAGAAUGAAUUUGAAACACGUUCAAAUUAAUAAAA